AUGCCGGGAGCACGAUCGAAGCCGUAUCAGCCUUACAGAGAUGUACACGCCAGUCCUCAGGGAGCUGGCGAUGCCCGCCCGACUGGAACACAAAUUGUCAAAGACUGUGAUUUGGUCGGGAAGUUGAAGGGCAAGACCAUUCUAAUCACCGGUGCGAACUCUGGAAUCGGCGUCACGACAGCAAAAGCGUUGCACCUUACCGGGGCAAAGUUGUUCUUGACUGCCAGGGAUGUGAGCAAGCUCGACAAGAUCAUCGAGGAGAUCGUCAGAGAGAACCCCAACUUGCCUGUCCCGGAAGCAAUUGAGUUGCACCUGAACUCGCUGGACAGCGUCCGCAAAGCUGCGAAGGCCAUCGAGAGCAAGACGGCAACCCUCGACAUCUUGAUUUGCAAUGCUGGAAUCAUGGCGGUUCCGUACUCUUUGACAGAGGAUGGUCUGGAAAGCCAGAUUGGCGUGAACCACUUCGCUCAUUUCCUGCUGUUCCAGCCUCUUCGACCAUUGAUGCAGAAGGCGGCCGAGAAAUCCAAAGUUCCAUCCAGAGUCGUCAGCGUGAGCUCAUCAGGCCAUUGGUUCAGCGGCGGCCGUUUCGAAGACCUUCAUUCCAAGCGCCACCCAAUGACUUACAACAAAUGGCAAACAUACGGACAGAGCAAGACGGCCAACAUCUACAUGUGCAACUCCAUCACCCGCCACUAUGCUUCCCAGGGCAUUAUCGGCUUGUCGCUCAACCCAGGGGUCAUCGCCACGAAUCUCGGCAGACAUUUGACGGAAAGCGAUCAUGGAGAUUUUAGUUUCACUCCGGAGCUCAUCAAUGCAUUCAAGACUCCUGAGCAGGGUGCUGCUACGACCGUGUGGGCGGCUCUGAGUCCGCAUUUUGAAGAUGUUGAGAAUGGGGGGAGGUACUUGGCGGAUUGUGGUGAGAGUGAACCGACGAAGCCUGGUGCUCAUGCUGCUGAUACAGGAUAUGAUCCACAUGCGUAUGAUGAGGAGAAAGAAGAGAAGUUAUGGGAGUUGAGCUUGAAAACCGUUGGGUUGUGA
Zasmidium cellare ATCC 36951 is the source of this 1038-nucleotide messenger RNA. RefSeq lists its product as uncharacterized. The coding region runs from base 1 to 1038 and encodes 345 amino acids. The transcript has a single exon. NCBI's taxonomy places the organism in Eukaryota, Fungi, Ascomycota, Dothideomycetes, Mycosphaerellales, Mycosphaerellaceae. The record is from RefSeq and is a predicted model, not a curated record.